Messenger RNA from Fonsecaea nubica, 756 nucleotides. RefSeq lists its product as hypothetical. The transcript has a single exon. The record is from RefSeq and is a predicted model, not a curated record. NCBI's taxonomy places the organism in Eukaryota, Fungi, Ascomycota, Eurotiomycetes, Chaetothyriales, Herpotrichiellaceae. The coding region runs from base 1 to 756 and encodes 251 amino acids.
AUGAGCAAAGUCCAGCUCCACGACCACAGCGCCUCAUACCACGCCAUCACGACAAAGUCACCCCAAGGCCUGCAGUGCCUCAAGAGGCUGUUUCUCGAAUAUGACAAUGCCAAUCCAAGUCGCGCCAACCUCAACAGCCUCUUCUCCAGAGACUUUACAGAUAACGAGAACGAGUCGGAGCGCAAUAUCGGCCGAGACGAAGCCAUCGAAACAAUCAUUUCCAGCCGGGCCAGGUGCUCGCGGCAUCAGAUCGACUUGAAACGCGCGACCUGUCUGGUCAAUUCCGGGUCGAGCCACACAGUCUUCUUUGAAGGUGUGAGGUUUGUCAUGUUCGCCUCUCCCGAAGGAAGUGAUGCAGAGCUGCCCGUGGUCGAGGACAAAAGUACCUGGACCAGGAUCCCCUUUUCCGGCAGGAUGGAGGUCAGAGUCAAGGAGAAUAAGUUUUCUCUCAAAGAAGCCGUGGCCGAGAUCGUGAGCAGAAGGGUCACGUCCGACAAUAGUGCCCUGGUCAAGCGGGACUUGAUGGCCAGGACAAACUCGAUGCCCAUUGCCAGCCCAGCCGAGUCACCCUUGGCCAGACUCCAGUCAACAAGCACCAGCCAGCUUGGGUUGCCCACCAAUGUGUCCGAGCUUCCUGCAGUAAUUUCUGCUAUCCCGAGCGACACCAAGUCUCUUCCUCCAUACCAUUCAAUAAAGGGGACGCCGACUGUUACUUCGGGAAGCUCGGUUGAUGGAGACCAGUUGGCAGGCCGUUGA